Molecule: messenger RNA, 867 nt
Organism: Mucor velutinosus
Lineage: Eukaryota; Fungi; Mucoromycota; Mucoromycetes; Mucorales; Mucoraceae
Exons: 4
Coding region: 1-867 (288 amino acids)
Source: RefSeq, a predicted model, not a curated record
AUGAGGAGCCGCAGAGAACAACCAGAAGUCUCACAAGCAAGAGUUACUGGGUUGAAUCAUCCAUACUUGAACGCCUUACGUGACGAAUUCAAGACUAACGUGGAAAGCAAUGUUGGCCAAUACAAGAACACGGAAUAUGUCAAUUCGCAUGACAAGCUGCUUGCUUUUAAAAAACUGCCAAGAAACGAUGGUCCAGACUUCAUCCUUAGACAAGACCUGACUGGCCAGGCACGCCAACUCGUUGAGCGCACCAUCUCCUAUCACAUUCAAAACGCCACGGAUUAUGCCUCCGAAUUCAGUAUUCAAGUACUCAAGAUUGCACUUGUCUUUAACAGCCACGAAGUGACAAAUCAACGAGUUGAAGGCCCCACGCAAUAUCCCUUCUACGCCGCUAUUAACACUGAUAGAUAUAUGGCACACCAUACACUAUGUCCAAAGAAGGUAGAGGAGAGUCUCUUUGAUCAGGACAUGGAUAUACUGCACGCCAUAUUUGCAGGCACCGACAAUGGUAUAGUCAAGACUACCGAAACUGUCUAUUUCGAUUUGGAUCGCUUUGCUUAUCGUUUGCAGUUGCACCAUAUAUCCCGCAGGGUUUACGGCAAGUGGCAAAGCACCACCGCGUUCAUGCAGCUACCAGGUGCCCACCAUCGGAUUAAGCAACUGAAGCAAGGAACUGGUUUAGACAUCUAUAUGAAGUCGCCGGAGAAGAGGAAAAAGACACCUGGAGAGCAAGUAUCCGCAGCAAAAGCCAUCCUGUCUUCUUAUAGCCUGCGUAAUUGCAAGACCCCAGCUGAAUUAGAGGAAGCAGCUCGAAUUCAUCGCAACCACCAAGAUGCCAUCAAGGCUAUUAACGGCACCUUCAUUUAG